Molecule: messenger RNA, 13113 nt
Organism: Pocillopora meandrina
Lineage: Eukaryota; Metazoa; Cnidaria; Anthozoa; Scleractinia; Pocilloporidae
Source: the annotation of a GenBank genome assembly
AUGCUAAUCCGGCUGUUAGAAAUGAGAACACUUCGUAAACUUAUCUUUCUGGUCUUUGUGAAAACAAUGGUUCGUUGCACCAUCAGUGGUUGGUACACCUCGAAGUUAUAUCCUUUCGGUAAAGAAGCUGGCGACUCACCUUUGCCUGUGAAAGAUGAUGUGAGCUCAGACGCAAUUUCAACACCGCCGUUUCAUUUCUUCGAACUGAAGGUCGAAUCGUUUUACGUAAGUAUUGGGCAGGAAAAAGUAAUAUUUUAAGGAGUGAGAAUAUAUCUCCUAGCGAUCUUUUGUAAAUCAAUCACUAGCUUUGAAUCUUCUUGAAUACUUUGAAUUUUCACUCAAAACGAAUCUGAUUCACUGAGUCGGUAGAUUACAGAAAAUAAAUUUUUGUUUUCCUUCUUCCCUUGGGGUUUUUUUAUUUCUCUUUUAUAAACAAAAUCAGAUGGCUUCAUAGUGAAUGAGUUACAAGUUCGUGGGGCCAGGCCAACAUAUUUAAAAGUUCAUUGAUUCAAAAUGUGAUGGAGUUAAACUGCAAGCGUCAAUAGACAUUGUGGGCGGACGGCAAAUUUACCUCUUAUUUCUUUUCUUUUCCUUUCAAGCUUUGAAUAGAUUCAGUAGAAAAAUAAAACAUUCACAAAGGAUGCAAAUUUUGCUAUAUUUUAUGCUCAAACCGGGAUGAUUAACAGACAUUAAAAUUCAGUUUCUGCCGUUUGCUCAGCGUUUGUAUCUACGCGCUUUUCACGAACUUAGCUAUCAUCUUAACGUUAGAUAGAACAUAUACGUAGACUAGCUUUAACGUCGGGUAGUCAUUGAACGUAACUGUAUGUGUGGUGCAUGCUAGCAAGUCCUGUUUAUUGUUUAAUUAUUUCAACUGCCAGGGAAUACUUUGUUUUCUUAUUGAUAAUGCAUACUCAAAGUAUCCACUUCCACCAGAGUUUUUCUCGUGUAUUCACCAGUGAGUGUUAUGAAAUACAUACCUGUCAUUUUUUUUUUCACCACCAUUUCGUAUGAACAAACAUCUAAUGGUCAUUGCAGGUUUAUGCAGCCCUUUAGGGUAAUUCCUAGUUUUCUCGUUGCGGUAAAAUUUGAUAAUUUUUGUAACUUUCAAUUUACUAAGGUUUUCAAGUCAAAUACCGGCUCUCUGAUUUUAAAAGCAAUGUAAACAAUACGUUGAGGAAUUCUACUAGUUUUUUUAAAAUAUUUUUGAGUGCCCCUUUACUGUAAAACGGUUGGGUUGACCGUUGUUACCGAAUGGUAGGCGGCAAGUCUCACGUAUUUUGAUUACGCAAACGCAUAGCGUUUUCUAUAAUCGAAAUCUGAAUCACAGACAUCGCAGCUCACUAUAUGGAAGAAUUACUUUUGUGACCAAAGUAAAUAAUUGAUGUAUAUUUUAGGAUUGAGCUCGCCGUCAACAUCGGGCGACUCUCAUAAAGAUUAUGUGUACGAUGCUUGAAAAAGGCGAAGAAAAAUGUAUGAGGACGACCAAAGUAAAUAAUUGAUGUAUACUUCAGGAUUGAGCUCGCUGUCAACAUCGGGUGACUCUCAUAAAGAUUAUGUAUACGAUGCUUGAAAAAGGCGAAGAAAAAUGUAUGAAGACGACCAAAGUACCAAGUAAAUAACUGAUGUAUACUUCAGGAUUGAACUCGCCGUCAACAUCGGGUGACUCUCAUGGAGAUUAUGUAUACGAUGCUUGAAAAAGGCGAAGAAAAAUGUAUAGAGACGAAGCAAGGGGUCAUUUUUUCUAGACACCCUACAGGGUACAUGAAUUGAAGAGUUUGAAAUACUGGAUUUUUUCUGUAUACCAAGGCGCAAUUAGAAAAUAACAUCAGAUGGAGUGCAGGAGAGUGCAUGUUAACAUAUCUUUUGAAUCAUAAUUCAGUGAUACUUUUUUUUGAAGAAUUCGUCGUAACUGCGAUGAAACAGUCUAUAUAAGCGUACAAUGUGUCAUAACAGAAUUUGAAAUUCUGGUGAAAGGAAACUUUGCUUAACAAUUAUUUUGGUACAUUUUUUUGACACCUUCUGGAAAAUUCGGCAAUUAUCCGUUUGCUAAUUAAAACCAAUGUUCGAAGCUAUAUUUCCAAAUCUACAAAAUUAAGUUCCCCGCGUGCUUCUUUAAUCUGCUUAAAUGUUUAACGCGGCUAUGCAUAUUACAUGACGUGACGUCCAAAUUCUUAUUAAAUCAACAACUUCCUCUUGGGGAAAAUAACCGCGGGUAAACGCUUUUGCAUGAAAAGAAGCUUAAUCUAUUUGCCUAGGGCUGAUUUUUAUCUUUCGUGGCAUUCGCCGUCGUUGAUGAUUUUAAAAUCAGCUGAGGAACCGAUUUUGAAGUUGUUAUCUUUGCAGAGUAAAAUCGUUAACAAGGAGCUAAACCGGGGAAAUUACAAAAAAAUGUUUGCUAAGCCGAAUAAGAAUAUUUUAACAAGGGUUUUAAUAGCUUGUAAUAUAAGCGGCUGCUUAUUGGCGGCUGUGCCGAAAGGCGAACCUAAUAAAGAAAGCUAGCUCGCGGCUAAAAAGACGGCAACAACCGUCUGUUAUUGAAGUCGCUGGUUUUAGGAUAACAAUUCUCUGAUACUUCAUUUUCCAUCAUAUGAUUUGUUUCGUUUCUUCAGAAACAUAAGGAAAUCGUAUGAAGAACAUUCCAUUAAGUUAACUGCUUCAGUAUCAUGAUAAUGGUAAAAAGACGAGUUGUAAUUAACUUACAAUCAACAGUCUGUCUCUUUAUAUUUAAACUAAGUUAUUGGAGUAAAAAGCAAUAUUAAGUUUAAUCUAGCUGGAAAUCUCGUCCACUAGGUACAUGAAAAUGGACUCAUCUCGUUUGGUUCUUCGUUGAAAUCCCAAGAGCCACUAUCUUUUCCGCUUAAAAGCCGCGCAUACGUAGCCGCACCAUAUUGGGCAGAUGUAUUUACAAAAAGAGGAGGAAGGGUCUGGUAUCGAGUUACUACCGAACAAGCGAUCAUUUCCAGGGCGGCGAGAGACGUCAUCCGCGCAUUUCCACGCGACACAAAAUUUGUGGCAAACUGGGUUGCAAUCGUUACAUGGAAUGAAGUCUCAUUCUUUGGAGCCAGUGGUAUAUACACAAAGAAUGUAAGUGACAGUGUUUGAAUAUUCUUGAGAAAAGUGAAAUUUUUCAUUUGUUCAUCUCAUACAUAGUGAUGUUCUUUCGUUGGUAAGUGGCGAAUUCACCCCUCUGCAAUCACUCGAUUCGAUUGCUCGCAAAGGUGGUUGGGGGCAAACUUGCAAUGGGGCGAAUUCACCAUAAACCCUUUCGUUUCUUGUAUUUCAGACAAACACAUUCCAAGUUGUCAUAGCAAGUGGAGAGCAUAUGACAUUUGUCUCAUUCAUCUACGAUAACCUUUCUUGGACAACUGAUACCUUGCAUGGAGGGAACAAUCGAGGUUUGGGAGGCAAAGCAGCAAAGGUAUUUACCAAGGAUUUUCAUUUAGUAGGCUGGAAAUUUAUCUUUUAAAAAUGUUUAAAUUAAAAUUUUUUCUUUAUCUUUGGAAAAUUAUCUAUAGAAAUUUUCAAUAGAGUGUCGAAAGUUAUCCGGGACUACUUUCGUUUUGUAUUAUUUGACUGAGUGACUGUUUCACUCGAAAACUUGCACCACUUUCAUAUGCAAGCAAUGAGAUACAAAGCUAAAACCCAUCGCAGUUUCGUCACUCGUGUUUCCCUGAGCUUUGACAGUUUGCUUAUUCUUACUUCUAAUUCUCAUUGAUCGACUAAGAUUGUUUCCUUUAUUCCGAUUAUUGACUGUUGUGAUCACUUUGGUUUUGGUUUGGCGACUCUCAAACGAAAUCCUCCCUAAAAUAAUGAGAUUUAAUCUUUUUCAGUUCUUCCAGCACGUACAAGGAGGUUGCUUUUAAAAUUUUUCAUUACUUGUAAUCAUAAAGGGUUUCAAAGAUUUUGCGUAGUCUCAACAUAUUCUAGGUAACUGCAACUGGGGUUUAAAAGGAUUUAAAUUAUAUGGAAUAAAGGCAAUGAUAUUCAUAACAAAAAGCAACCAUCUUUGCCUGAAUUUUUUUAUGUUUGCAUGAGAAAAGAUGAAUCAAAUGGAUGAAUGAAAGCACAAGCGUAAGUAACAAAAGAACAAGCGAGCGAACGAAGGAAAAGAAGGGAUGAAUGACGAUCAAUUGGGAAAUAAAUCGGACAGUUUAAAAAUAUUUUACAACCUUUGACGCAUUUAUCCCAUUUGACGAUUAAUGAUAUCAAUAAAAACUGUAAUGAUAGAAGCCAGUACAAGAUUCUUCGUUUUCAUAUUUACAAAGGUUGGCUUUAGCUUCGGAUCUUCAUACCAAAAUGUACAAUUCUCUGGGUCAAAAGAAGUUUUGAGUCUAGUAAACAGAACCAACUGUGGUCAGCCGGGUGUUUGGCUGUUCAAAGUUGAUACCGAAGAAGAUAUGAACGAAAAAAGAUGCGAAACCCCAGGUAAGACUGAAAUCCUAAAGAAACACUUUUAACCCUUUUAAGGUCAUAACUGUAUGUUUUCUCUCUCUUUUAUUGAUUCAUUACCCACUCUCUAAUCAGAUUGACAUCGUUAUCUUUGAGAGCCCAAAAAGUUAAUCUACGUUUGGUUUUCAAGGCUUUGCAAACUACAUUGCUGUUGAAAGUCAUCUCAUUACUGACAUUUAGAGCAUUUAUUCACAUCCUAUGUUGGUGUUUAACUGGUUUAGAAAGGCAAAAUGAAAAAUUCUAGUUGCUCAAGUUUAGCUCCUAAAGGCCGUGAGUAAUAAGAUAACUUAAAGCACUGGCCCGUCUUAAGUAACAUCGUCCCAUUCCUGAAAAAAAGUUUUAGCAAACAUCGCCCUCCAGUCGAAUAGAGAUAAUGCGUCCAUAAAAGGUGUAUUCUUGGAGUAACUACUUCCUUUUACAAUUAUUAUUAACAUCCAAGGCACAGUAUCCAUUCAUUCGGCCGGUGGAAAGCUAAACAGUGGCUCCAACAUCCUCAUCACUGGACUGUGCUAUUGGCCCGGUAUUGAGUUGCGAUGCGAAUUUGGCGAUAUCGGUGUAGCCAAAGGAUACAAAGUCAACGAAACGAAAGCCAUUUGUACCGUUCCUUUGUUACCUACGAGAAAAAAACAAUCCGUCUUUUACAUCUACCCGAAUGAAAAUGAUGAUUUAAGCUUCGCGCAAGAAUUUGACCUGGGUAAGUAUCAUGGAAACUAAAAUCUUUUAAACCUCGUUGCGUUCAGCAAAUUUCAAAUUCUGAGUAAUUUUUUGCCAAACAGGCUAAUUUUUAAAAAUUUCCUAAAGCUAGAUUCAAUAAUAAUGUGGGAAAAGAUGUUUUUCGUCUUGCCACAAGCGUGGGACAAAGAAAAAAAUAUUCUAAGUCUCCAUGAGGAAUCGAACCUCAGAACUUCGGAUUUCGUGCUUCGAUGCUCUACCAUUAAGCCACGCUCGUGACAUGACGAAAAAUAUCUUUCUCUGUUUCUUUACCGAGCUCAAAACUUACCAUCUCUCUUAUUGUAUUCACAAACAUGACGCUAUCGACAUUGCUGAUCCUAGCUGUAUGCAGGGCGCCAGUCACAUGAACUUCGUGGUACACUUCGCUCACCGUAGAGUCUCGGCUGUGCCUCAAUGGUUGAGCAUCGGAGCGCGGAAUUCGUUUGGUUUGAUUCCUCAUGGGAACUCAGAAUUUUUACUUUGUCUCAUGCUCGUGACAAGACGAAAAACGUCCUUCUCUAUUUCUUAUCCGAGCCAUCUUAUCUACCAUCUCUGUUAUUCUAUUAACAGUAAUAAUUUUUAGUAUGCCUAGGAAAUUUUUAGAACAUUUUGUUUACCAUACUAUCCCAAUAAUUUUUUGUUGUCGAUGUUGUAACUUUGUGUUGAUGAUUGCUGUUGUCAUAUUGCUUAUUAUAAAAUAAUUCAAUAGUACGCGCGCUCUGAUUGGCCAUAAAACCAUUUUACAUCUUCGCGUCGUGGUUUCCUACGCUUAUCUCGUGUUCUCCCAACCUCCCGCGUGUUUACAUCAGGCUAUGUAAACACGGAAACCAUUUUACAUUUCUUCAUUCUCCUUCUUCUACUUCUUGUGGUGCUAUUAUUCUGGUCAGGGUCUUUAGAGGUGAUACAGCUUUUGAUAAAUUUAGAUAUGAUUAUAUCUAUACAGUGAAGCAAAGUAACAAUAAUCAUUCGUUUAACAAACAAGAGGAAGGCAAUUACAUGCUCUAAAUGAGCAUUUAUCAUAUUGGAUUUCAGAACCUGUUUUUCUUGACGAUAUCACUGUGCAGAGAAAGGCUCCAGAUACAUGGACUACAGGGAAACGAGUGAACAUCACCUGGAAUGUCUCAGACCUGGCGGCUGACUUGCCAGUGACAAUAGAGAUUAUAGAUCUAUCAUACAAUCAAAGUGGUAGAGAAUUUCAUAAUUAUACUACAGUCGUGUUUAGCCAGCCGAACACGGGGAAAGCCGAGUUUGAUCUGCCACUUAUGGAAAAUUUGAGGUGAGUCGAUAAUACAGAGAAACUGUCCGUUUUUCCAUGGUUUUUGUUAUUUGUAGGAACAGAAUGAACUAAACCGUGAUUUGUUGUAAUUUCCAGUUAUUUUUAACCCUGUUUAAUUUACGUCCAGGAGGCAAAAACCUGCGUGAAAUUUAUUGUUAUCACAUAAUCAGGCUUUUUUCAGUUGUAAUGGGAUAUCGGUGACAAUACUAAUCCAUUCCACGCUCCAGCAUUUCUUUGUCCAGAGCAUAGAAUUUCACGGGCAUUUAGUAGAAAACAUCGCAUCUAACCUUUCACGUAGCGUUUGUAGCUUGGAGACAAUCGUUUAAAUUUUAGAAAAUCGGACAAAAGUAACGAUAUUCACUUCAGUUGAUUCUCUUGCUUCUAUUCGAUUGCACAUAACCUGAGUCAGACUCAUCACUAUAUGAAUAUUCCAACUUGUGUUUCUUCACUGCAUUGUUCCUUUUCCCUUAGAAAGAACCCAAGUGCACCAGAAACGUUGCAGAUGGUUAGGGUUCGAAGCUUGGUUGGAAAUAGUUACAACAAGUUCGUGGCAAGGGAGUGGAUCGGAAGUGAACUCUUCCUGCUAACAAAUCAGACUGCGGCCAACGGAAGCUGCUCAAGUUGGCUACAAAAUCAAACGCAUUCUCUCAUGAUAAGUGAGUAUAUAAUGUGCAUUCUAAUAAUAUAUAGGUCCCAAACGAACGCCUAUAGUUUUAAAACCUUUUAACUUCCAAGAUCUAAUCGUUAAUACCCCACUCUAGCUCUUACUCAUUUCCUUGUAAACUAGUUAAGAGAAUUUCAUUUUAGAUUCCACAUAAAAACUUCUACCUGAUAUGUUUAAGUAUUCUCAUUACCUGUUUGCUAGAUAAAGUACGGAUAUAAUAGGGAGGAGUUGCACGUUAAUUACUUCUUGGACUUAAAGUGAAGUCGUUGCUCUUUGCUGGCGUAACCAGAACGUUGUUAAGGGUAGAUGAAAAAAUACAACCUGGCCAUCCAUCACGGAGGAAACAAGUGUUAUUAAUAUCUCAAAUUUUUCACCAGCAAGUAAUAACCACUUAACACCCUGCCCCAAGACUCGACGACAGAUGAACGCAGACAUUGGAAUUUUCAGGGAACACGACUUGUGCGAUACAAGUAUCUUGCCUCUUUGUAAAUUCUACUUUAGAAAGGUCGAAACAUGCUACAAAACAACAGUUACAAGGUGGGUAAAAAUUUAAAAUGCUGAUAAACAUUACUCUGGAUCAAGUAUUAUCAAACUUGAAAAUGCUACUCUGAAUUCUCUUUAUCAGUUUGUUAUUGCUACAUGUUGAGGGCAAAGUACUUUUAAUGUGAAAUGAGCAGUCACUAAGCAGUUGUAACCAUCUUUCCAGCCACAAUUUAAUCAUUACCUUUGUGGGUGUCUUCCAGCGAUCGAGGAAUAACGCGAGCAUGUUGCUAUGACAAGGAAGGAGAAUUGACUGCAGGGCCACCUGGAGAGUUCGUAAAUCGAAACAAACACGCUGUCAGGAGUGGAUCAAUAUUCCCUUCCAUAUGGGACAAAAUCAUUCCUUAUCUGCAGUGCUGUAUGUUUUCUAACAAUUGCUUUAAAUAUCAAGAGCUGACGACAUCGGAGGGGCGAUAUCUCCCUCCUAACAUUGGCAAGUAUUGCUCGAUGUUGUCGAUCUACUAGAUACUGAUUCAACUGAUAUCAUGAGGAAUUAUAACGUGUAUGCAGUGUGUUGCUCUUUCUAAACAAACACAGAAAUCCCUGUCUUUAUUUCAAGGACUGAAUCCAAGUUAUGAGGUAAAAAAAAAACUUUAAUAGGGUUUUUAAAACUAUGACAAAGCCAAGUUGGUGUUAGCAUUAAUUUUUUUUCUUUAGUUUUAUUGCUUUACGCAUGAAGUUACUGCUGAUAUUUUUCCGUCAGCUUUUGGGUUUGCAGUUAGAUAAAAUCCCAAGAAACGUUAAACUUGCAAACGAUUUUCCUUGGGGACAAAUCUAAACUAAGCUUAUUUUUCAGUCUUUUAUCAAUUUUUAAACACUUACCAGCCUUCGCACAACCAGUCGUAACUGAUUGAGGGUAACUCAACUCAGGAAGUGGUCUGAUUUAAGAAUGACGUUUUAUUUCGAUUUCAGGAGCAGCAUUCGGUGAUCCUCAUAUUCAAACUUUAGAUGGUGUGGAAUAUACGUUUAAUGGUUUUGGCGAGUAUACAGUCCUCAACGUCGACAAUACACGGUUUCUUCUCCAAGGGAGAAUGCAGCCUUUGAAAGGCGAGAAAAGUGGAGAAGCACCUGCCACAGUUUUCACUGCGUUCGCCAUGAAAGAGCAAAGAAGUAGCCUCAUUCAGGUGAGUUUUUCCCGGGUUUCAAACUCUGCUCAAAUAUCGCUUGAUUCUUACUGAAUACUUUAUGUUAAUCUUCUUAUGAAAAUCCUUCGUCCUCCCAUCGUAACCUAUUUCAGCGUAAGAUAGAUCGGGAAUGUGGUAGGAAAGUGAAAAUAAAAGUUUUAUCAUCAAUAACUAUUCAGUUAGAGGGUUGGUGUGAUCUAAAGUAAUAGAUAAAACUAGGCUGUGCCGCUGAUGAGAAUAAAAUCAACAAAAUUUGACAAAAACUGUGUUUUCUAACCCGUAGGUGCAACUAAAUGAACGGCAAACUAUAGACAUUCUUGUCGACAGAAAACUGGUCGUUUUUGAUUACGAGCCACAACCUAGAGGAGUGUUUAUAAAGAACAGCUCUCGUGAAAACAAUUCAAGAGUAGUUGUUGCCUUUUCUUCAGGGAUUACUGUAUAUGUUGAAAAUGCCGCACCAGUUUUGCAGAUGGCAGUAGUUGUCCCUGUAAAGUUCAAAGGUGCGUGAAUUCUUCAGAUGCAAAGCUAGAAAGGUGUAAAAGAGGCCUUUCGUAUUAGAGCCUGUGAACAUCUGCUUUUAAAACGGAAGGGGCUAGAGAAAGUACGUGUAUGUACCUUUCCGGCUCGAAUCACUGGAUUUGAACCUCCGUUUACGACUGAACGAUGUAGAUGGUUGAAACAAUCCUAGGAAUUUUUUCAUUAUUAUUUUCAUCAACUCUAGCUGCUUAUUAUUUUAAGAAAAAAUACUAUACUUUGAUGUAAACCGUUUAAUGUUUCGUAGUCUGAAUCUGAACGAUUUGCACUCUUACAGGAAAAACAAGCGGUCUUCUCGGCUAUUGGGACGACAAUAGUGAUAAGGAGUAUCUUCUGCCAAACAACGAAGUCCUCAACACCGCGUCAACCAUGUCCGAGUUACACUACAAGUUUGGUCAGCAGUGUAUGUCUCUCUUAUCCUGUAGUCAUUAAUGUUCACAACAGAUUAAUCAGCACAGUUGUGCUGGCUUCAAAACACUACCAAAGCAUAGGGAAAACUACAACUUUAAGUUUGUAAAUAAAGCUUAGCAAGGAGCUACGAAAAAAUUGGCAACAGUACAUAAGAGGGUUCAUGAUGAGAUGUCAAUUUUCUUUUUUUCCCUUCAAUCGUUCAUUUAGGGGUGACGAAAGAGAUCGAUUCUCUGUUCAUGUACGGCCCAGAAGAGGCUCAUAGGGACUUUUUUGAUCCUUCUUAUAUCCCAACGUUUAUGGAAGGAUAUUAUCCAAUAACAUCCAAGAUGAAAAGUGGCAUGAAAAAGAGGGCGCUCAAGACGUGCGACCACUCAUUUCAAUGCAUAUUUGACAUCGCAAUAACAGGGAGAUUUGGAAUCGGCCAGGCUACCAAGGAGUUCCAAGAAUGGUUAAUGGGCAUGAAAAGGGAUUUACAUGAUGAAGGUGAGACAAAUGCAAGCAUGAAAUCAAACUCAUGUUUUUUGUUCCUUCUUUUUGAGUUAAGCAUCACCUCUUAUGAAGAAGGCAAAGUUUUAAAUCUCAAUACACCUGUCGUACUGUCUCAUCGCAAAUAUCUAUAGCUACUAACACGCCACGCAGCCUAAUAAGCAAUAAAGGGAACCUCCUUGGAAACUAAGCAGCAGCUGAAUAACUUUGACUUAAAUCUUGCUUCUGAAGGAUGUAACGUUGUAUUGAGCUUUGAUCGUGGGUCUGUACGAAGGGACGUCUCAGGAGAUCAAGUAACGCAUCACUUUACUUGUAAAAAUGGUUACACAAUGGUUGGAAAAGACAAAAUGUCUUGCCGUGGAGGGGUCUGGGAUGGAUCGAAACCAACCUGCAUAAAAGGUUAGUGAAUGUGACUAUGCGAUACACAUAUAAGAUAAUGGUUUUGAAUCAGUCAUAUUUAAGUAACUUAACUCAAUGUGUUUUGUCUGACAGCUUCGAAAGGGUGCGGGCAGUUUUCGACAUCAUUUAAAAACGGGCACUUCACUGGUCAAGGUAACAAAGCAGGCGAUCGAUACAAAUUCCAGUGCGACUCAUCAUACACGCUCGUAGGUAAAAAAGAAAUUGUCUGCGAGAAUGGGGAAUGGAGCGGAGAAGUUCCUUCUUGCAAAGGUAGUUAAAUCUUUAAGAUAUCUCAUUAAAUCGAGCCCCAGACCUUGGGAUGCUCCUCUCCCGAGCUAUAAAGAACUCAGUGGUAAGUUAGGCUCUUUGAGGAUGGAGAAGGAAGCGUCAGUGGGAUAUUUACUCUCCCACCGUAAGCCAGUCUCUUAGUUUAUCGGAGUAUGGUUCUCCGUCAUUCUCUCUGCGCCACUGGGAAAAUUUCCUGCGUGCCACUGACCUGAAAUUUCUUGGACAGAUACGUUAUGGGCAAGAAACUCACAGUAUUUCUGGUUUCUGACUUAAAAAGACUUUAAAUUGCAUUCUGAGGGGCGCACUUGGCCUGCCUUUAUAAUUCCUAGCAAACAUAAAUUCAUUUUUUCUCCUCAGCUAACUGCUCUCAAAUAAAAUUAAACAAUUCUCAAGUUACAGUCGGGAACGGAGGCCAACUUAUCAUCCAAUGCAACCCGGGAUAUACUUUGUCCGGAUCCAGAGUAAUAAGCUGUCUGAAUGGACUACUGAAUGGAACACUGCCUUCUUGCACAAAAGGUGCCGUUAAAUAAAACAUAUUAUUAUCUUAAUUCUGUUUAUAAUCAUUACAUACGAAUAUUACCUCCAAGCUGCUAUAACAUUAAUCAAGAAUGAACGAGGCUUAAGUUAUUUUGGUUUCAAACUCGCCUUCCACGGCUGCAGGACAACUUUAACAAGAGGGCAAGAAUACUCAAUUUUGCAUAGCAUCAACGAAUCAGCGAAAGAAAAAAACGUGGCUCAGCGAUCAUAACUGAGGACGUCGAAUCCAAAUAUCGGUGCACUUGAAUCCCAAAAGCCAGAAUGACUGUUCGUUUACUCUCCAUAACUUCGGUGCAGUAUUUCACCGAAAAUUGUCUUGUUCAGCGACUGUCCUCGCUCGCAUUUUCACAAUGCAUGAUUAGUAGUCUUUCCCAAACGUUUACUCUGACGGUAUCACUUAAUUUAGAUGGCUUCUAUUAAAAUUUCAUAUCGGCUUAUGUUCACCCGUCCACAUGUCACUGCUGAGCAAAAAUUUCCACAUUCUCAAUUGGUCACUAUUCUUGUUCACAUUUCGAGAGUCAGCGAGAUGUGCUUUUAACUCUCCAGGCUGGCUCACUUUUCCGCGCAGCACCAGCCGCUUGGUGCAAAAUCAAAGAACCUGCAACCCCAGGCUUUCGGGAAUUUGUGAUAGUCCCUGUUCUGAACUCCUAUCGCUCAUUCCGAGGGUUUGAUUAGCUACAUGACCGUAUAAUAAAUUAUAUUUAUCUUAUUUUAUUGCUUUUUAAGGGUACAAUUUUACAGCUCCGAUCCUGAAAGCCUCCGAAAAGAAGAAAGAUUCCAUGAUUGUCAUCGUAAUUGGAGUGUUAGUCCUCUUCAUAGCCAUUCUUGUAAUCAUGUUGACGAUUUUCUUGGUCAGAAAACAUCACAGGAGGAAGGACACCCAAGUGCAAAAAAAGCCGGACGAGGACGAUAACGAGUGCGUGGCAGUGUGAGAAUAAGGAAAGUCAAAUAAUCAGCACGAACUUAAUUCAACAUAUUUUGCUCCUGAUUUCAGGUCGAAACCAAAGGAAAUUCACAAUUCUACGGCCCUCAAGUUCAUACUACUUGCGUUUGAGUAAAAUCAUUCUUAUCCUCACUCUGCAAAGCCGUCGUAAAAAAUUGCCCGAGAAAUUUCCCUCAUGCCAGUCAAAUACUAAUGCGUUCUCUCAGAACAACAAAUAGAAUAUCAGGAGAGCAUGAAACUGUGAUGGUAUUUGAGAUAAACAACCUCAUAAAACAAUUUAUAAUUAUGGCUGUAAUGAAACUGCAAUCUCACUAAGAUCACAGAAUAAGGUUGCUUUAUUCACUCAGACGCCUCCGCGCUGUCGUAUUCAUGUGUAUUGACGUUUACAUUUUUGGAACUUUCUUGGAGAAACUACUUAGGUGUGGGUACUUCCAUUAAAAUAAACACAGCUCAUUCGAAGAAAAGAAAUAGACAGCGUACAAUUGAUCGACGCGGAUAUUAAUCGCUUAUGCAAAGUGUAUUUCUUAGACGUCCUUUUAUAGAAAGUUUUCAAUCGAGAAUUUAUAGUUCAGCAAAAUAUGUUAGGCCAGUUUUAAUUGAAUGAUAUUAGAAGAUAUAUAAAUUAUGGCGACAAACAAAAAUACAUGCAUGAAACAUCGUUCUUAAGAUUCCCCCGAAAUUAUAAUUGCUCAAAUAUCCCGCUCUGAAUGCCAGUUUCAUUUCAGUUUUUCCAAAUAUUUAAGAUAGCUGA